Molecule: messenger RNA, 4565 nt
Organism: Prionailurus viverrinus (fishing cat)
Lineage: Eukaryota; Metazoa; Chordata; Mammalia; Carnivora; Felidae
Gene: SNX18
Product: sorting nexin 18
Exons: 2
Coding region: 193-2091 (632 amino acids)
Biological process (GO): endocytosis; endosomal transport; cleavage furrow formation
Cellular component (GO): plasma membrane; cytoplasmic vesicle
Molecular function (GO): phosphatidylinositol binding; protein binding
Source: RefSeq, a predicted model, not a curated record
CCCAGCGCGGCAGUCGGCGCUGCGAGCCGAGCGACGCGGAGGGCGCGACUGGCGGGCCGGGGCGCGGAGCUGCGCGCUAUCUUUUGGCCUCCACUUCGCGCGCCGGGGCGCGGGCGACACCGCGGGUCCCUUCGGCCGGCCCCGGGCUCGCGGCGCCGGGAGUCGGCGGCCGCUCGCCGGGACGCCGGGACCAUGGCGCUGCGCGCCCGGGCGCUGUAUGACUUUAGGUCGGAGAAUCCGGGCGAGAUCUCGCUGCGGGAACACGAGGUGCUGAGCCUGUGCAGCGAACAGGACAUCGAGGGCUGGCUCGAGGGGGUCAACAGCCGCGGCGACCGUGGCCUCUUCCCGGCCUCGUACGUGCAGGUGAUCCGCGCCCCUGAGCCCGGCCCGGCGGGCGACGGGGGUCCGGGAGCUCCAGCUCGCUACGCCAACGUGCCGCCCGGCGGCUUCGAGCCCCUGCCCGCCGCGCCGCCCGCCUCCUUCAAGCCGCCGCCCGACGCCUUCCAGCCGCUGCUGCAACCGCAGCAGGCGCCACCGCCGAGCACCUUCCAGCCGCCACCGCCGAGCACCUUCCAGCCGCCGGCUGCGGGCUUCCCGUACGGCGGGGGCGCCCUGCAGCCGUCGCCUCAGCAGCUCUACGGCGGCGGCUACCAGGCCAGCCAGGGCAGCGACGAUGACUGGGACGACGAGUGGGACGACAGCUCCACGGUGGCCGACGAGCCCGGCGCGCUGGGCAGCGGCGCGUACCCGGACCUCGACGGCUCGUCGUCCGCGGGCGGCGCGGCCGGCCGCUACCGCCUGUCUACGCGCUCCGACCUGUCGCUGGGCUCCCGUGGCGGCCCGGCACCUCCGCAGCACCACCCGUCGGGGGCCAAGAGCUCGGCUACUGUAAGCCGCAAUCUCAACCGCUUUUCCACCUUCGUCAAGUCGGGCGGUGAGGCCUUCGUGCUGGGCGAAGCAUCGGGCUUCGUGAAGGACGGGGACAAGCUGUGCGUGGUGCUGGGGCCCUACGGCCCAGAGUGGCAGGAGAACCCUUACCCCUUCCAGUGCACCAUCGACGACCCCACCAAACAGACCAAGUUCAAGGGCAUGAAGAGUUACAUCUCCUACAAGCUGGUGCCCACGCACACGCAGGUGCCGGUGCACCGGCGCUACAAGCACUUCGACUGGCUGUACGCGCGUCUGGCGGAGAAGUUCCCUGUCAUCUCGGUGCCCCACCUGCCUGAGAAGCAGGCCACGGGCCGAUUCGAGGAGGACUUCAUCUCCAAGCGCAGGAAGGGCCUGAUCUGGUGGAUGAACCACAUGGCCAGCCACCCGGUGCUGGCGCAGUGCGACGUCUUCCAGCACUUCCUGACGUGCCCCAGCAGCACGGAUGAGAAGGCCUGGAAACAGGGCAAGAGGAAGGCCGAGAAGGAUGAGAUGGUGGGCGCCAACUUCUUCCUGACUCUGAGCACGCCCCCCGCCGCCGCCCUCGACCUGCAGGAGGUGGAGAGCAAGAUUGAUGGCUUCAAGUGCUUCACCAAGAAGAUGGACGACAGCGCGCUGCAGCUCAACCACACGGCCAACGAGUUCGCCCGCAAGCAGGUGACGGGCUUCAAGAAGGAGUAUCAGAAGGUGGGCCAGUCCUUCCGCGGCCUCAGCCAGGCCUUUGAGCUGGACCAGCAGGCCUUCUCCGCCGGCCUGAACCAGGCCAUCGCCUUCACCGGAGAUGCCUACGACGCCAUCGGCGAGCUCUUUGCCGAGCAGCCCAGGCAGGACCUGGACCCCGUCAUGGACCUGUUAGCGCUGUAUCAGGGGCACCUGGCCAACUUCCCCGACAUCAUCCACGUUCAGAAAGGAGCUCUUACCAAAGUAAAGGAGAGUAGGCGACACGUGGAAGAAGGGAAGAUGGAGGUCCAAAAGGCUGAUGGCAUUCAAGAUCGCUGUAACACUAUUUCUUUUGCCACUUUGGCUGAAAUUCACCACUUCCAUCAAAUUCGAGUAAGAGACUUUAAAUCACAGAUGCAGCAUUUCUUACAACAGCAAAUAAUAUUUUUCCAAAAAGUGACACAGAAGUUGGAAGAAGCUCUUCACAAAUAUGAUAGUGUUUAAUGACUGGACAUUGGGUUGUGGACUUUUUUCAGUUCAAGGAUAUUUCUACAGCAGAAUAAAAACUGCUAUCAAAGAGCUAUUGCCAACUAUCAGUGGUGGUACAAGGAUGGUUUUGUGUUCAACUGAAGCUCUGCUGAAUAUAUAAUUACGUAGGAAAGAAACAGUUAAUAUGGUUAUAUAAUAGAAACAGUACCACACAUUGUAACUAAAUUAUACUAUGUAUGCCUACACUACCAUUGUAACUUUUGGAAUAAUGAUUAUACUAUUUGCCUUAUUGCUUUUUGAAGUAUGGGUAUUUUAGUGCAUACUUUGUAGACCUCAAAACCCAGGAAGGGUCUCAAAGAAGCUGGCUGGAUAAAAGCCUGCUGCGGAUGCCUUUUUACUCUCAUAGAUUGGGAUUACCUAAAUUCAACCUAUUCUCUGUUUACAAACUCCAACUAGAGCAGCUAUGCGACUUUGUGCCUUUAAACUCUUGGUUUUUCAUUUCUCCACCCCCUCCCUUUUUUUUUUUUUUUUUUUUUUUGUAAGUAACCACAACUUUUCUUGAUUGAAAGAGUGAAAGGCCAGUGCAUACAAUGACAAACCUGUUGGUAACCUCAUAUUGGCGCUGGGGGCGGGGUGGGCGGUCAGCUGUCAUCAGUUUGCCUGGCAAGUUUUGUCUCCCGACACACGACACACGCUGGUGAGGGCAACCGAGGGAGACCUGAUGCUCAUCUUGGAAUAUGAAGUCUAUUAGGGAAUAAAAUGGUGCCACUCUGUUCCUUAGAUGCUGUAGUAGCAUAGCCUCUUCACGCAAGUGUCCUAGAAACUUGGCGUGGAGAUCGAAACCAACAUGUCUUAUAACACAGAGAAGGAGGAGUCUAAUCAGUUGGGGACACAAGCACAGAAUCAGUGAUGACACAUACCUGGUUUAAUUCUUAAGAGGGUUUUCUUUUCUUUUUCUUUCUUUUUUUUUUAUCUUGAAGAUUUUAAUAUUCAGUGUGUGUGUGUGUGUGUGUGUGUGUGUUAUUAUUUUUUUUUAAUGAUCUACACUGUUAACUGAUUGAGACUCCACUGUGAUUCACUCGUUUACUUAAUCAAAAACUUUUCAGGGAUGUCUGUAAAAUUCAGUGUUAUACGUGAUUGAAAGUAGCGUUGGUUGAUCUAAGGAGGGACCAGAAAUAAUUACUAUUCCAAAUGCUGAAGGAAAAAAAAAAUUGUUUUUUUUUUUUUUUUUCAUAUUGUAAGCCCCCAGGACAUUUAACCUUAAAAAUUAUUUUAAAUAUAUUCUUCUAUUAUUAUAAGGGAAAUAUGAAUGGCUGAUAAAUACCAAAAAGAUUCAAAAGCAGCUUAAUUUAAAAAGCACAAAGAGAUUCUGGCUUCAAAUGCCAAAAUCUCCAUGUUUUUAUAGUUGCUGAGCUAUAAAUAAUGUGAUUCUUCAGUUUACAGAUUGAAAAAGUGUCACUGAAAGGUCAAAGUAUCUACUGUUUUUAUGAAGUCAAACUUAUGCUGCCUCACAAAUCCCUGGAUAUUGAAAUGGUAACACAGAAGUAAAGAGGUCAAUUUGAAAUAUUGGUGAGUCACACUGAUUAAAAAAGACAGGGUCAGUUUUCAGACACUCAAAAAAGAAACGGUUAUUGAAACAAUUACUCAACAGCACAUUUAUUCUAAAAAAAUAAUCUCAUAUGGGUUGAAUUUUUAAGAUCAGAGUGUUGUAAUUUUGAUGAAAUUUUUAUACCUUAGGUAACUUAGAGCCAGAUUUAACAUCAUGUGGCUUUGUUUCUAUUACAGAUAUGUGGAAUUGUGGAAUUGUAACCAAAUAUAUUGUUCUCUAAAAAGUAACUUUAUCUUGUUGAUUGCAAAAUAUAGUUCUAUAAAAAAAAAAACCCAUAUAUCUAUGUUAAUUUUAUUGCAGAAGUUUGGAGAUUAUAAUUAUAGCAUUUAAUUUAAAUCUGAGUCUGUAUUGGACAGAUAAGCACUAUGCUUUUCAAAUGAUUUGAAAAUCAGUUUUAUUUGCCUCUUUAUUUUGAUGGUGGUUUGAUCUUUUUUUUUUUUUUUUUUUUUUAAGUAAAAUCACUAAAGAUGUGCAGUGGUAGCAUGGAAAUUAUCUGAGGUGUCUUGUUAUGAUUGUGCUUUAGCCAGGGUGGACAUAGCUUAAAUUAUAAAAACUAAAAAUUAAAGUACAAGGAGGUAUAAGUUCAUGCUGCCUACUUAGAAGAGAACUUUUGUUCUUCAUAACUACAUAACAUUAUAAUGCCACUGAUUCAUAAGGGGUUUAAAUGAAUUCUGUGGGGUAGGACACCAGAAUUAUUAGUGUUCAUUUUCAUCUAAGAUCUUUAUUUCUCUAACGUUCUUGGUCCUAUUGAAACAUUUCAGUAUACAAAAAUACUGCAAUGUUAAUACCCAAGAGAAAAGCCAUCAUAAUGUGUAUGCUGGUCGUUAUGAUCAGUGUGGUACAAUUUUUUAAAAAAUAAACUAUCAUGCCCUUCAUGCCA